Molecule: messenger RNA, 1848 nt
Organism: Gossypium raimondii (Peruvian cotton)
Lineage: Eukaryota; Viridiplantae; Streptophyta; Magnoliopsida; Malvales; Malvaceae
Product: allantoinase
Exons: 15
Coding region: 82-1593 (503 amino acids)
Biological process (GO): purine nucleobase catabolic process; allantoin catabolic process
Cellular component (GO): cytoplasm
Molecular function (GO): allantoinase activity; zinc ion binding; cobalt ion binding
Source: RefSeq, a predicted model, not a curated record
GUACCGAGAUGUUGAAAUCUCAUUGAUUUCUUUUUUCUUAUCAGUAAGGAAAAAAAAAGGAAGUGGAAGCUGGGAAGAAAGAUGGACUUGCUGCAUUGGAAGCUCUUUCCGCUGUUAGCGCUGCUCGCUUCUUUCCUUUUCUUUUUCUACAUUCAAGAUUCUUCCAAGUCAUCUCAAAGCGGUUGUAGUCUUUUUCCUCACAGUCACUAUUGGAUUGCAAGCAAGCGCAUUGUGACACCACAAGGGAUUAUUUCUGGUGCUGUUGAGAUAAAGGGAGGGAGUAUCGUAUCAAUAGUUAAGAACAAGGACUGGAGUGGCAAAUUUAAACAAGUAGUUGAUUAUGGCAAUGCAGUUGUCAUGCCUGGCUUGAUCGAUGUGCAUGCGCAUUUAGAUGAUCCAGGGAGGGCAGAAUGGGAAGGAUUUCCUUCAGGGACUAAAGCAGCUGCUGCAGGUGGCAUUACAACAUUGAUUGACAUGCCUCUAAAUAACUUUCCUUCCACUGUUUCAACAGAAACCUUGAAACUCAAGAUUGAGGCUGCAGAGAAGAGUAUUUAUGUUGAUGUUGGCUUCUGGGGAGGUCUAGUUCCUGAAAAUGCAUUCAAUGCAACAGCUCUGGAAGCCCUCUUAGAUGCUGGAGUCCAUGGUUUGAAGUCUUUUAUGUGCCCUUCAGGGAUCAAUGACUUUCCUAUGACAGAUGCCAGGCAUAUUAAGGCAGGACUGUCUGUAUUGGCCAAAUACAAGAGACCUUUACUCGUACAUUCCGAGAUUCAAUCAGUUGUUGAAAGCCACUUAGAAACUGAAGAUGGUGGUGGUGAUCCUCGAUCAUAUUCAACUUAUCUUAAAACAAGGCCACCUUCUUGGGAGGAGGCAGCUGUUAGAGAACUUUUGACUGUUACAAAGGACACAAGGAGCGGAGGUCCGGCAGAAGGUGCUCAUCUUCAUGUGGUUCAUUUGUCUGAUGCCAGUUCUUCCUUAGAUCUUAUAAAGGAAGCGAAAAGGAGAGGUGACAGCAUAACUGUUGAGACUUGCCCUCAUUAUCUAGCUUUUUCAGCAGAAGAAAUUCCUGAUGGAGAUACUCGUUUCAAGUGUGCCCCACCUAUCCGUGAUGCAGCCAAUAAAGAAAAACUAUGGAAUGCUUUAAUGGAAGGAGAUAUUGACAUGCUGAGUUCUGAUCAUUCACCAACAGUCCCGGAACUUAAACUCCUCAAUGAUGGUAACUUUUUGAAGGCUUGGGGCGGUAUAUCAUCUAUACAGUUUGUUCUUCCUGUGACAUGGUCAUACGGACAGAAAUAUGGAAUAACCUUGGAACAGUUAGUUUCAUGGUGGAGCGAGAGGCCUGCAAAGCUUGCUGGACAACAUUCAAAGGGAGCCAUAGCAAUCGGAAACCACGCAGAUGUCGUUGUUUGGGAACCUGAAGUGGAAUUUGACCUCAAUGAAGAUCAUCCUAUGUUUGUUAAAAAUCCGAGUAUAUCUGCCUACAUAGGCAAAAGACUGUCUGGAAAAGUGCUGGCCACUUUUGUAAGAGGGAACCUUGUUUACAAAGAAAGGAACCAUGCUUUUGCUGCUUGUGGUUCUACCAUCCUCGCAACAUAGCAUGGAACAAAAGGGUAACAUUAUUCUCAUAAACAUCAUAACAAGCAAUGAACUUUUCUCAAUUUUCAUAACACAAAAUGAAAAAUCGAACAGUUAAAACGCAAUAAUCACGAGUUGUACAAUAUAUUUAAUACAUAUGUCUCCUAGUUUUUGUUUAGGAUUUUAAACACAUUUAAUUAUUUAUGUUAUGUUCAUCUUUACAUAGUUAAGAUGAAAAAAAGGCGUGCAUGCAAGUAUCACUAAAUUUACGUCUCA